This is a messenger RNA of Piliocolobus tephrosceles (Ugandan red Colobus), 2448 nucleotides long. It is a transcript of the gene KCNV2, whose product is annotated as potassium voltage-gated channel modifier subfamily V member 2. The coding region runs from base 495 to 2132 and encodes 545 amino acids. Gene Ontology annotation, biological process: potassium ion transmembrane transport; action potential; protein homooligomerization. NCBI's taxonomy places the organism in Eukaryota, Metazoa, Chordata, Mammalia, Primates, Cercopithecidae. The record is from RefSeq and is a predicted model, not a curated record. The transcript has 2 exons. Gene Ontology annotation, cellular component: voltage-gated potassium channel complex; membrane. Gene Ontology annotation, molecular function: voltage-gated potassium channel activity.
UCAACCAUGAAGUUGAAGACACAGGCAUCUGUAUUCUAAAGCUAUUUCAGUUGAUUUCAUCUCAGCACACACACACUGAGCACUUCCUAAAAGCAAGGUUGACUGACAUUUUUAUUAGCAAUAAUCGCUGCCUUCUUCUGAUUCUUUAGAGAUUUAAGACCAUAUAAUCGUCCUCUACGUCACAGGGUCAAGGGAGUGGGGGAGGAAAUGGGCUAAGAGGUUCUAAAUCCCUCCUAACACUUGCUUCUUCCCAAUCAGCAAGAUUAGAGCAGUCAACAGCUGACUGAGUUCAGACCCUGCAGGCUGGGCUGGCCUGCCCAGGACCUGAGGAGGGGCAGCUCCGGUGGCAAUAUCUGGGCCCCUAGGUGUGCUGGUCCAGGCUGGCCUCUCUAAGACAGUGCAGGCCACGUGAUCUAUCCUUCUAGAGGCAGUGAGCAGGUUAGGGCCUCUAGGACAACCAGGAGGAAAAAGCAAGGAGUCUACUUUCCGCAGCCAUGCUGAAACAGAGCGAGAGGAGACGGUCCUGGAGCUACAAGCCCUGGAACACCACGGAGAAUGAGGGCAGCCAACACCGCAGGAGCGUUUGCUCCCUGGGGGCCCGUUCUGGCUCCCAGGCCAGCAUCCAAGGCUGGACAGAGGGCAACUAUAACUACUACAUCGAGGAAGACGAAGAUGGGGAGGAGGAGGACCAGUGUAAGGAUGACCUGGCAGAGGAGGACCGGCGGGCAGAGGAGGUCACCACCGCCAAGCCUGAAGGCCCCAGCGACCUUCCGGCCCUGUUGUCCACGCUGAAUGUGAAUGUGGGCGGCCACAGCUACCAACUGGACUACUGCGAGCUGGCCAGCUUCCCCAAGACGCGCCUAGGUCGUCUGGCCACCUCCACCAGCCGCAGCCGCCAGCUAAGCCUGUGCGACGACUACGAGGAGCAGACAGACGAAUACUUCUUCGACCGCGACCCAGCCGUCUUCCAGCUGGUCUACAAUUUCUACUUGUCCGGGGUGCUGCUGGUGCUUGACGAGCUGUGUCCACGCUGCUUCCUGGAGGAGCUGGGCUACUGGGGUGUGCGGCUCAAGUACACGCCGCGCUGCUGCCGCAUUUGCUUCGAGGAGCGGCGCGAUGAGCUGAGCGAACAGCUCAAGAUCCAGCGCGAGUUGCGCGCCCAGGCGCAGGUGGAGGAGGCAGAGGAGCUCUUCCGCGACAUGCGCUUCUACGGGCCGCAGCGGCGCCGUCUCUGGAACCUCAUGGAGAAGCCGUUCUCCUCGGUGGCCGCCAAGGCCAUUGGGGUGGCCUCCAGCAUCUUCGUACUCGUCUCCGUGGUAGCGCUGGCGCUCAACACCGUCGAGGAGAUGCAGCAGCACUCGGAGCAGGACGAGGGCGGCCCAGACCUGCGGUCCAUCCUGGAGCACGUGGAGAUGCUGUGCAUAGGCUUCUUCACGCUCGAGUACCUGCUGCGCCUCGCCUCCACACCCGACCUGAGGCGCUUCGCGCGCAGCGCCCUCAACCUGGUGGACCUGGUGGCCAUCCUGCCGCUCUACCUUCAGCUGCUGCUCGAGUGCUUCACGGGCGAGGACCACCAACGCGGCCAGACGGUGGGCAGCGUGGGUAAGGUGGGUCAGGUGUUGCGUGUCAUGCGCCUCAUGCGCAUCUUCCGCAUCCUCAAGCUGGCGCGCCACUCCACCGGACUGCGCGCCUUCGGCUUCACGCUGCGCCAGUGCUACCAGCAGGUGGGCUGCCUGCUGCUCUUCAUCGCCAUGGGCAUCUUCACUUUCUCCGCAGCCGUCUACUCUGUGGAGCACGAUGUGCCCAGCACCAACUUCACCACCAUCCCCCACUCCUGGUGGUGGGCCGCGGUGAGCAUCUCCACCGUGGGCUAUGGAGACAUGUACCCAGAGACCCACCUGGGCAGGUUUUUUGCCUUCCUCUGCAUUGCUUUCGGGAUCAUUCUCAACGGGAUGCCCAUUUCCAUCCUCUACAACAAGUUUUCUGAUUACUACAGCAAGCUGAAGGCUUAUGAGUAUACCGCCAUACGUAGGGAGAGGGGAAAGGUGAACUUCAUGCAGAGAGCCAGAAAGAAGAUAGCUGAAUGUUUGGUUGCAAGCAACCCACAGCCCACCCCAAGACAAGAGAAUUAAUAUUUUGUAGGACAUCUGGCUGGUAGAUUCCAUGAACUUCAAGGCUUCAUUGCUCUCUUUUUUCAAAAAAAUUAUGAUUGACAGAAAAAGGAAAUGUGAAGCAGACAUACAUAAAAGCCAUUUAGUUCACAAAGUUCUGCCUCUAGAAAUGCUCAUUUUGGCCCAAACUCAGAAUGUCUCACAGUACUCUUUCCCUGUGUUGUGUGAAACAUCUGACCUUCUCAAUGACAUUGAUAUUGAAAACUUGAGAGGAACAACAGCUUAGAUUUCUCUUGUAGCUUUUCGUGGCAUCUAGCUCAAUAAACAUUUUUGGACU